CAUGCGCACCGCGGCUUCGUCACAUGAUUCGUCUCUUGUGACAAUCGGACAGAAAGGGAAAGCCUUUCUGACUUCAGCUGUAUUAUAAAGCGCUGUGAUGACACAAAGCUGCUGUUUUGGUGCCAGAGGACCAACUUCAAGGGCAGGAAAUGAAGUUAAGUUAACAUUUCCUGCCUGACUCGCAUCAUUCCGGUUUUUCUAUUUAGGACAGCUAGCGGAAGCCAAAGGUUAUUGCGUCGCUUGUGACAAAGUUGGCGCAUGGAGAGGGACAAAGUUUCGUUUCUGCGCUGUGUGUUUUCUUUAUUUUUGUCGCUCCCGUACCGCCAGCGCUUCGCUCGUCGAGCUUAGACGCUUUUGAGUAUUUUUGAACCGUUCUUGCUGUGAAAGAGUGUAACUCCGUCGCCAUGGUGGACAGUAAACCUCUGCUCCAGGACAGACCUCCCGCCUACAACUCAGCUCCCGGGGCGUAUGAAUACGGCCCGCAGCCGCAGCACGGCUACGGAGCCAUCCCCGCCGCGGGCCCGCCGCCAUACCAAUACCCCGAUGGCCGAGCGUUCCCUCCAGCCCAAAUGGGCCCUGCAGUUUCCCAGCAGCCCUGUGUUGGGACCUACGCCAUCAUCCAGCCGUCUGUAGUGGUGGUGGGGGGUUGUCCAGCCUGCAGAGUGGGGGUCCUGGAAGACGACUUCACCUGCUUGGGGAUCCUGUGUGCCAUCUUCUUCUUCCCGUUGGGCAUCCUCUUCUGCUUCGCUCUGCGCCAGAGGAGGUGUCCUAACUGUGGCGCCACCUUCGGUUAAAGGGACCAAACUGCAGUCCUUUUUCCUCAUGCCUGUAUUUUUUCCUGCCUCAUG
Molecule: messenger RNA, 848 nt
Organism: Oryzias melastigma (Indian medaka)
Lineage: Eukaryota; Metazoa; Chordata; Actinopteri; Beloniformes; Adrianichthyidae
Gene: bri3
Product: brain protein I3
Exons: 3
Coding region: 405-794 (129 amino acids)
Source: RefSeq, a predicted model, not a curated record